GUUAGCCAAUCAGAGAACAGGAGGCGGGAGCUGUCUAAACAUCGCAAGGGUAAUCAUAACUCUUCCGUGAGAAUACUUUUCACAACUUCAGACAGCUUCUCUCUCACAUUUCACUUUCCCAGCAGUGCGAUCGGGAGGCAUGGCUUACCCUUAUGGCGGAUAUGGUGGUCAGAUGCCAGGGGGCCCGAUGGGCGGCCCUCCCCCGGGAUCUUUCCCACCCCAGUAUGGCGCCUACCCUGGCACCUUUGCUGCACCCUCUGCCCAAGACCCCAUGUGGGGUUACUUCACAGCCAUAGCUGGCCAGGAUGGUGAGGUGGAUGCUGAGGAGCUCCAGAGGUGUUUAACACAGACUGGCAUCAGUGGCACUUAUGCUCCCUUCAGUUUGGAGACAUGCAGGAUUAUGAUUGCCAUGCUGGAUAGAGAUUAUUCAGGUAAGAUGGGCUUCAGUGAGUUCAAGGAGCUGUUUGCUGCACUGAAUGGCUGGAAGCAGAACUUCAUGAUGGUGGACCGAGACAACAGCGGCAGUGUGGAACCUCAUGAGUUGUCUCAGUGCAUUAAUAAUAUGGGGUACAGAGUGAGCCCUCAGGCUUUGGGGUGCAUCAUCAAACGCUUUAGUCGAGGAGGCAGGAUCUAUUUCGAUGACUAUGUGGCCUGCUGUGUGAAACUCAGGGCUCUAACAGAGAAUUUCAGGAUGAGGGAUGUUAUGCAACAAGGAACUGUGAACUUCCGUUAUGAUGAUUUCAUCUUGUGCACCAUGUCUAUCUGAGGACGACUGGACAGACUUCCUGAUUUAUGGAGGAACAGAAGUAUAAUAGUGUGUAUAUAUAACCUAUAAUAUAUGUAGCCUCUGGCUAGUAUAAUAUACAGUGGAUAUAAGAAGUCUACUCACCUUUGUUAAAAUGGCAGGUUUUUGUGAAGUAAAAAAAUGAAACUAAGAUAAAUCAUGUCAGAACUUUUUCCACCCUCAAUGUGAAAUUACAAUGUAUACAAAUUAAUUGAAAAACAAUCAGAAACAUUUUAGGGAAAAAUUGGAAAAAUAAAAAAAGUUACAAUAAUCUGGUUGCAUAAGUGUGCACACCAUUUUAUAAUCUCGUGUUCAAAAGUAAUUAUUAUACAGUUAUCAUCAAUGAAAUUAUUCUGAUUAACCCCAAAUAGAGAUCAGAUGUUUCUGUAGGAUUUUCUUGACCUCUCCUUGGUUUGACCUCUCCUUCUGACUGCUGAAGCCAUGGUCCACAAAGAGCUUACAAAGCAUGUACAGUGUCUCACUUGUGGAAAGAUAUCAAUCACUAGAGGGAUAUAAAAGAAUUUCCAAAAUAUUAGAUGUACCAUGGAACACCGUGAAGGCCAUCAUCAACAAAUAGAGAAAAUGGGGCACCACAGUGACAUUACUGAGAACAAGACGUCCCUCCAAAAUUUAUAAAAGGACAAGACAAAAACUUAACAGCGAGGCUGCAAAGAGACCAACGGCAACAUUAAAGGAGCUGCAGGAAUAUCUGAAAAGUAUUGAUUACUCUCUGUAUAUGACAACAAUCUCUCAUAUUCUUCACAUGUCUGAGCUAUGGGGUAGGGUGGCUAGAUGGAAGCCCUUUCUCACAAAAAACAUCCAAGCCCGACUAAAUCACCCCAAACCAUGUGGCAAAAUGUGUUAUGCUCUGAGAAGACAAAUUCCAAAAGGUGUAAUAAUUCCAUAAUUCCAAAAGGUAUGUUUGGUGGGGGGAAAAAAAAAGCACAUCACCAAAAGAACACCAUACCCACGGUAAAGCAUGGUGGUGGCAGCAUCAUGCUUUAGGGCUGCUUUUCUUCAGCCGGAACUGCGGGUAUUUAUCAAGAUGGAGUGAAUAAUGAAUAACUUUCAGGUGUCUGUUAGUAAGCUGAAGAUGAAAAGGAAUUUCACCUUUCACUAUGACAAUGACCCAAAUCAUACAUCCAAAUCACCAAAGGCUUAACCAAAAGAAGAUCAAUGUUUCUGAAUGGCCUAGCCAGAGCCCAGACCUGAAUCCUACUAAAAAUCUGAAGCAGGCUGUGCACAGGAGAUGCCCUUACAAAUUGAUGGAUCUAGAAUGUUUUUACAAGAAAGAGUGGGAAAAUAUUGUCAAGUCAAGAUGUGCCAUGCUGAUAGACUCUUACCCAAAAAAGUCUGAGUAAUGUAAUAAAAUUAAAAGGUGCUUCCACAAAGUAUUAGUUUAGGGGUGUGCACACUUAUGCGACUAGCUUAUUGUAAGUUUUUUCUUUUUUGCUAUAAAGGUUUCUGAUUGUUCUUCACUUUAUUUGUAUACUUUGCAUUUGCACAGUAAAGGUGGGAAAAGUUCUGACAUGAUAUAUCUUAGUGUCAUUCUUUUACAUCACAAAAACCUGCCAUUUUAACAGAGGCGUGUAGACUUUACGUAUAUAUAUAUAUUCUAAAAUGUGCCACUUUUUUUUUAUGAAUUAGGAGAUUUGUUCAUUGGUCAGUGAAAAGCGUUUUCUGAUGUAAAGCCAUUUGUUGGCAGCUUCUUUAUAAAAGGACAGACCACAUCAAAUAGCUUUUUUUAUUUUUUGCCAACAUAAUAUUCAUUUAACUUGUUAUCCAGUUUUGACACCAACAGUCACUCAUUUUGUUAAUAAAUUAACAUUUUAAACUGG
Messenger RNA from Pangasianodon hypophthalmus (striped catfish), 2622 nucleotides. It is a transcript of the gene gca, whose product is annotated as grancalcin. Gene Ontology annotation, molecular function: calcium ion binding. The transcript has 8 exons. Lineage: Eukaryota; Metazoa; Chordata; Actinopteri; Siluriformes; Pangasiidae. The record is from RefSeq and is a predicted model, not a curated record. Bases 140 to 766 code for a protein of 208 amino acids.